Messenger RNA from Cordyceps fumosorosea ARSEF 2679, 366 nucleotides. RefSeq lists its product as hypothetical. The coding region runs from base 1 to 366 and encodes 121 amino acids. The record is from RefSeq and is a predicted model, not a curated record. The transcript has a single exon. Lineage: Eukaryota; Fungi; Ascomycota; Sordariomycetes; Hypocreales; Cordycipitaceae.
AUGGACUGGUUCCUCGACGCAAAGGGCUUGUCCAGCCCACGGGUCGACCCGUUGUCCAGCACCCAGCUCCUCGGCCAGUUGGUCAUCGGUGAGCUGCCCGCCGACGUGACGCCUGAGGCGGUGCACGCCUUAUUUGAGACCGUGCCGCUGCCGGUCAAGAAGACGCACCCGCAGCAGAGCUGCGUGACGUGGGUCCUGGACGCCGUCGAGCGCCUUCAAGAAAGGGGCUGGGCGCGCCUUUUUGACGUUGAGAAGACGAAGGAGGACGCGCUCGCGUAUGCCGACAACCGGAACUGGCCUAGUACUGAGCCAGAGAUCAAGCACUAUGGUCUCAGCGCUGAUGAAGCGCAAACAACUGUCGUCUAG